Leptonychotes weddellii (Weddell seal) is the source of this 1684-nucleotide messenger RNA. NCBI's taxonomy places the organism in Eukaryota, Metazoa, Chordata, Mammalia, Carnivora, Phocidae. The record is from RefSeq and is a predicted model, not a curated record.
AUGGCGAGUGCGGGAUGGACGGGCGCACGAGCCAAUGGGAGCACGGCGCCGCCGCCCCCGCCCGAGGUAGCCGCCAAUGGGGGCCGCGCGGCGAGUCCUCUCCGGGUGAUCCAGGGGCUGCAGCCCAGGCAGCACGUCCAAAGGACAGCCGCGGCGGGUCGGACGUCCGGAGCCCGCGGGUCCCCGGCCGAGGAGCUGGAGCUGGUGGAGAGCCUACUGAAGAGCAGACCAGAGGAGCCUGAGGGCUGCUGGGAGGCACGCAGCGUGGGGGCCGGAGGCCCACGGGGCAGCUCAGGCCGCCAGGAGCGCAGCCGGCUGCCCUGGGAGGACACGGCCACCAUCGAGGAGGAUGCAUCCAAGUUGACCGCCCUGCGGCUGCGGCUAGAUGAGUCCCAGAAGGUGCUGCUCAAGGAGCGAGAGGAUAAACUGGCACUGAGCAGGAACAUUGAGAAGCUGGAGGGGGAGCUGAGCCAGUGGAAGAUCAAGUAUGAGGAGCUGAACAAGACCAAGCAGGAGAUGCUCAAGCAGCUCAGCAUCCUGAAGGAGGCCCACCAGGACGAGCUGGGUCGCAUGUCUGAAGACCUGGAGGAUGAGCUCGGGGCGCGGUCCAGCAUGGACAGGAAGAUGGCAGAGCUGAGGGGUGAGAUGGAGCGGCUGCAGGCGGAGAACGCGGCCGAGUGGGGUCGCCGUGAGCGGCUGGAGACUGAGAAGCUGGGCCUGGAACGGGAGAACAAGAAGCUGCGGGUGCAGGUCGGGGAUCUGGAGGAGGCGCUGGCCCGCCGGCGGAGGCAGACAGCCAGCGCCCUGGACUGUGACCUGCGGACCAGCCAGGCUGCGCUUUUCGAGAAGAACAAGGAGUUGGCCGACCUGAAGCAUGUGCACGGCAAGCUGAAGAAGCAGUUUCAGGAGAAGGUGGCCGAGUUGGCACACGCCAACCGGCGGGUGGAGCAGCACGAAGCAGAGGUGAAGAAGCUGCGGCUGCGGGUGGAGGAGCUCAAGAAGGAGCUGGCCCAGGCUGAGGAUGAGCUGGACGAGGCCCACAACCAGGCACGGAAGCUGCAGCGGUCGCUGGACGAGCAGACAGAACUGAGCGAGAACCUACAAGUGCAGCUGGAGCAUCUGCAGUCCAGGCUCCGCAGGCAGCAGCAGAAUGCCCCCCUCUUCGGGAAGAUCCGAAGCGCUCGCUUCGGCGCCGAGGAGGCCGGGGACGGAGCCAGCGACCUGGAUGAGGACGAGGACCUGCAGAUCCAGGUGGCCUAGAGCUCCCAGGGCCGGACAGGACUGGCCUGUGGUCGCAGGCCCCUGGGUGCCCGGGCUGACCGGCUGCUCGGACCGACGAAGCUGCCUGUGCUCCCUGCCUCUGCCAGGGUGGGCGCCGGUGGCCCCACCCCAGCAACACCCUGUGGAAGGGAAGCCAUGGCCUAUGUAUACAUUAUAUGUGUAUAUUUUAUAUAUGUGCACGGGAUCCUUGGACCCAUUUGGUCUUAUAAACACAGGACCACUCCAAAGCCCAGUCUCAGCACCCCCAUCCACCCAGGACCUUCGUGCAGGGGCGAGGGGGAUGUCAAAGGGGACUGUGCGGGACCCAGGCUGCCUCUCUGGACCUUGGGGGUCAGGUGGAGCUGUUUACAGUACAAUGUGAUAAACCCAGUCUUUUGUAAUAAAUGGAGUUUGGGUUCUCGGG